Papilio xuthus (Asian swallowtail) is the source of this 1548-nucleotide messenger RNA. Its product is annotated as facilitated trehalose transporter Tret1-like. The record is from RefSeq and is a predicted model, not a curated record. The coding region runs from base 181 to 1536 and encodes 451 amino acids. Gene Ontology annotation, cellular component: membrane. Lineage: Eukaryota; Metazoa; Arthropoda; Insecta; Lepidoptera; Papilionidae. Gene Ontology annotation, molecular function: transmembrane transporter activity. The transcript has 7 exons. Gene Ontology annotation, biological process: transmembrane transport.
UUUUAAAGUAAAUUGCUAUAAAAGUAAAGUGAACUUUAAACAUAACUACAGAAAGUUAAUUUUAAAUUAUCACUUGUUCAAGAACGAUCGUGGAAGAUAUGUGUGUGAAUAAUUUAAAAUAUUAAUAACAAAUGCUAGUUUUAAAGAAAUUAUUUCUUAAAUAUAAAUCUAGUGAACAAAAUGUUGGAAUAUUAUGUCAAACAGCAAGUAUGGAUAACUAUACGAUUAUACAUAGGGCAGAUUCUAGUGGGCUAUGGUCUAGGCUGGACUGCUCCCAUCAUCCCAAAGAUCGAUGAUUCCCAAACAUCGCCGUUACCAAAUCAACUGACAGAAACAGAAAAAUCUCUUAUCGGGUCUAUUCUAUAUGUUGGUACUAUCCUGGGGCCUUAUCUUACUGGGUAUUUAUGCAACGCGAUUGGUCGAAAGCCUUGUUUUAUACUAGCUGGGUUGAUUUCUCUUUUAUCUUUCCUACUUCUGGCAACCGCAAAUAACCUCUCUAUGAUAUAUAUUGGCAGAGUAUUCUGUGGACUUGGUACAGGAAUUAUAUUUAUUGUGAACCUUGUAUAUAUAGGGGAAAUAGCGUCGACCAAUAUUAGAGGAAUAUUGUUAACGAGUAAUGCAAUUUUCUCAACGCUGGGAACACUCAUCGUAUAUGCAGUUGGACCAUAUGUCUCGUAUGCAUUGGUAUCUUACAUUGCAGCGGCCAUUACAGUUGUGUAUUUAUUUGGAGUUUUAUUUAUACCAGAAUCACCCACAUAUUUGAUUUUAAAAGACAGGAAAGAUAAAGCUGGACUUGUAAUGGAAGAAUUAGGAAGAUCUAAAGAAUACCAUAUUUAUCAAGAAAUGAAGAUAAUAGUUGAGAAACAGAGUGUUAUAGAAGAAUGGAAGCAGAUAUUGACGGUCAAGAGUAAUAGAAAAGCAUUAUUUAUAACUCUAACUUUAGGUAUUUUGCAACAAGGAAGCGGUAUCAUAGCAGUAACUUUCUUUGCGACUACAAUCUUUCAAAUAGCUGGUUCUUCAAUAGAACCAAAUAUAGCUACCAUAAUAAUUGGUGUGACACAAAUAUUUUCAAGUACAUUAACACCAUUCUUCGUUGAAAGGAUUGGAAGGAGAAUUUUGUUGAUUUAUUCAACAACAGUAUGCACAUUGAGUUUAGCGACACUGGGUGUAUAUUUUUAUUUGGACUACAUAAGUCACCCAUCAGUUAUGAAAAUCCAAUGGUUACCGUUAGUCACAUUGAUUAUAUUCUUCCUUUCUUAUGAUUUUGGUUUUGGAAUAAUUCCGGGAACAUUGAUUGGAGAAAUGUUCCAAUCGAACGUUAGGAGUACUGGAUCGACAGUCAGUGUUACCACCUCUUGGCUGUUUGGUUUCGGCGUGGCAACAGCCUUCGGCUAUAUGAUAUCUGUACUUGGCAGUCAUAUCACAUUUUGGAUAUUCUCCAGCAUGUGUGCACUCGCUUGUCUCUUUGGAAUAUUCUUCGUGCCCGAAACAAAAGGAAAAACGUUGAUCGAAAUUCAAGAAAUGUUAAAUAAAUGAGUAUUAAAUGCG